Oncorhynchus keta (chum salmon) is the source of this 6571-nucleotide messenger RNA. Its product is annotated as ras/Rap GTPase-activating protein SynGAP-like. The transcript has 20 exons. The record is from RefSeq and is a predicted model, not a curated record. Lineage: Eukaryota; Metazoa; Chordata; Actinopteri; Salmoniformes; Salmonidae. The coding region runs from base 2129 to 6115 and encodes 1328 amino acids. Gene Ontology annotation, biological process: regulation of GTPase activity.
AGAGCGCGCGCGCCAAAGAGAGAAUAAACGAGAAAAAACAAAUUCACCAAUCACCUGCGCCUCUUUCUGACAAUUUGCAUCUCCAUCUUCUCGUUGCAAGUGACCGAGCUAGAUGAAGCGCGAGAAAACAGAUUGGCGACAAUGUACACAACAUAACCUAUGCGGACACCAUCGAUCAAUCCAUCUCCUCCAAGCUACAAAUAAAGUAUGAUGCAGCACCAUAGAGAAAUAGAUUUGACGGAAGAAAGGAGGGAGCAUCAAAGCUGCAACGCCUUUGAAUGAACCAGAUCAUUUGGAAUGUGAUGCACUUACAUUUCGGUUUAUUGGACUUCAGUGAGGGGGUGACAGACUACGGACGUGUCCUCAACCCUUCCCCGCUGCUAUCAGCAAACAAUGUGUAGCCUACGAAUUGGAAAAUAUUCCAUGUUUUACGCAUUUUCUGGAUGUGGGGCAUAUACGCGCAUUGGAAAGGUAUAAUACCUCUAUAGGCUAUAUUUUCUUUAUUGCUGGACUGACGUGGUGUGUAAACGCGCAUAGCCUGAGCACGAUAAUGCAUUUGUAGUCGAGUUGUUGGCAUACACCCUAAAUUUCUACACACGUUUCUGCUUGUAUGAUAACUCUGGCCUUGUCAUAUCGAUGAAAGUAGGGGUGAUGUAUGAUACGCAUUUAAUAUUGACACAUCGUUCUGUGAAUUUCAAUCACAUGUGUGAUGGCAUGCAAUAAUCUUCAGUGUCUUUCACAGAAAUACUGAAUGCAUUUGACAAACAAUUGACAGGUGAACCUACCUGAUCAUUGAUCAUUAGAUUGAUAAUUAGGCUAUCAGAGAGUACAACUAGGCCUAUGUUUAAAUAGAACGCCAGUUAUGGUAUUAAAGAGUAAUAGGCUGCAAACAUAAUCACAACAAAAAGAUGAAAAAAAUCAGCCUCAGAAGAGAUUCUGUAGGUUACCGAGGAAACUGCAAAGGGAUCGCAUUUCAGCUUUGGGGUUGUAAAACAGUCGGAAGAGAAGGAGCCGGGGCAAAAGACCAAGGAGAGGCCGCCGCCAAGGAGCAUUCUGUGGGACUGCACGACAAGGAGCUACCGCUGCCAGCACUGGAAAGCGUGGCUUGGGGUUGGUGGAAGAAAGAAUCGAAUAAUCGUGAGACGUCAUAACAAUCAUUAUAACAAAACACAUCACGAUAUCGUUUGAAUAAUCCCAUAUUUUUGAUUGUGUUAAGAGGUGUGGCAAGCAGCCAUUUCUAAAUUAACAUAUUUUAACAAAGGCUAUUUAUAAUAUGUAUGUUGUAUAACUAAUAUUUAUCAUUUAAAGACUGUGUGCAGGUAUAUUUGAAUAAUCCAGUCUCUGUAAUAAUCAACUUGUAUUCUCAGUUGCACUGACGAUAUAGCAUUGUAAUAAUGGGACGUUUAGAAAUACAUUACUACAGACACAAGCAAAAUCCAUGUCACAAGCAACACAAACACACUUAAAACAGUAUCCUGUUAAUGUUAUUCUCUAACAUCUGCACACUGAUACGAACUGCCAGAAAGAUGAUCAGCCUUAUGACUCCUUGUCCUCAACAACAUGUUGGCAAAAGACAUAUGCUUUCUUCACAGAGAGCUAUCAGAAUUGAUUCAAAGUAUAUUAUCAUAAAUGCAAUCGCACACACAUCUACAGAAAAGGUGAACAUUUUCAAAUGCAUACUAAUUUGGCUUAAAACGAUGAGAUGCACACACUCCUUUUCCUGUCCAAUGUGAUGUGAAGAGUAACACUUUGGUAGUGAUAAAGGAGUAUGGAUAUCAGGCACCUUUAAGUGUCUCAAAUGUGGUCACAUAGAUUGCUGUAAAGUGCAAGCUAACUUAAAAAGGAGAGGACCCUAUACCCUAUUACUGGACACAUCUCAGCCCACACCCUCAACCUGUGUUGUGGACCAACAAAACUUGGAACCUCUUUAAUAUAGUCAACCUUAGCCGGAAGCGACCUGGAAAACUAACCCCCCUGCCUAAGCAACUUGGAAACCAACCUUAACUCUGCUGACUCCAACUCACCCAGUUAUCGAGCUGCAGUACUUGGAAAUCAACAACUCGCAACCUGACGUUUGGAGCACAUUCGAGCUCGCAGGAAGAGCAUUGCCACUGCGAGACAGCCAAGCAUGGAAACCCCUCCCACUGCCCCCCCACAACCCUUCAGACAACAAAGCUUCCUCAGUCGAAAGUUGAAGGGCUCCAUCAAGAGGGCAAAGAGCCAGCCCAAACUGGAUCGAACCAGCAGCUUCCGCCACAUGAUUCUACCCCGUUUCCGUAGUGCUGAUCAGGAGAGGACCCGUCUAAUGCAGAGCUUCAAGGAGUCCCACUCUCACGAGUCCCUGCUCUCCCCUAGCAGUGCAGCGGAGGCUCUGGACCUCACGCUAGAUGAAGAUGCUGUCAUCAAACCUGUCCACUCCAGCAUAUUGGGCCAGGAGUACUGCUUUGAGGUGACCACCAAUUCAGGGACUAAAUGCUUUGCCUGCCGCUCGGCCGCUGAGAGAGACAAAUGGAUUGAGAACCUACAGAGAGCUAUCAAGCCAAACAAGGACAACAGUCGAAGGGUGGACAAUGUGCUUAAGCUGUGGAUCAUUGAGGCCAGGGACCUUCCGCCUAAGAAGCGGUACUAUUGUGAGCUGUGUCUGGAUGACAUGCUGUACGCACGCACCACCAGCAAGCCGCGUACGGACACUGUCUUCUGGGGCGAGCACUUUGAGUUCAACAACUUGCCUGCCAUUCGCAGCCUACGCCUGCACCUUUACAAGGAGACAGACAAAAAGAGACGCAAGGAGAAGAGCACGUACCUCGGCCUGGUCACUAUCCCCAUAUCGAGCAUCACAGGCAGGCAGUUUGUGGAGCAGUGGUACCCGGUGAUCCAGCCCAGUGCUUUGGCUAAAGGUGGCGGUGUAGGCGGUGGCAAGGUCAUCAAUGCCUCAAUCCGCCUCAAGUCCCGUUACCAGACCAUGAGUAUCCUGCCCAUGGAGCUGUACAAGGAGUUCGCUGAGUACAUCACCAAUAACUACCGUACGCUGUGUACCGUGCUGGAGCCUCUGCUCAGUGUCAAAAGCAAAGAGGAGGUGGCGUUCGCGCUGGUGCACAUUCUCCAGAGCACAGGCAAGGCCAAGGACUUCCUUUCAGACAUGGCGAUGUGCGAGGUGGAUAGAUUUAUGGACAGAGAGCAUCUUAUCUUUCGAGAGAACACCCUUGCUACUAAAGCCAUAGAGGAGUACCUCAAAUUGAUAGGGCACCGGUACCUCAAGGAUGCCAUAGGGGAAUUCAUUCGAGCAUUAUACGAGUCAGAGGAGAAUUGUGAAGUGGAUCCCAUGCGCACUCCACCGUCUGUCCUCGCCGACCACCAAGCCAACCUCCGCAUGUGCAGCGAGCUGGCACUCUGCAAGAUUGUCAACUCUCAUUGUGUGUUUCCACGGGAGCUGAAGGAUGUCUUUGCCUCUUGGAGGGUCAGGUGUGCCGAACGGGGAAGGGAGGACAUCGCAGACCGCCUCAUCAGCUCCUCCCUCUUUCUACGCUUCCUGUGUCCCGCCAUCAUGUCGCCCUCUCUCUUUAACCUCACCCAGGAGUACCCCGGAGAGCGGACAUCCCGCACUCUUACCCUCAUCGCCAAGGUGGUGCAGAACCUGGCCAGCUUCUCCAAGUUUAGUGGCAAAGAGGAUCACAUGUGUUUCAUGAAUGAGUUUUUGGAGAUGGAGUGGGGCUCCAUGCAGCAGUUCCUGUACGAGAUCUCCAACAUGGACACGGGGAGCAACGCCGGGGGCUUCGAGGGCUACAUCGACCUGGGCAGGGAGCUGUCAGUGCUCCACAGCUUGCUGUGGGAAGUCAUGGCCCAACUGAGCAAGGAUGCUAUUCUGAAGCUUGGCCCCUUGCCACGUCUGCUGAAUGACAUCAGUGUAGCCUUGAGGAACCCCCAGCUCCACCGGCAGGCCAGCCACCAGCCAGACAGACAGCAGGACAGGCUCAUCACACGGCCCUCCUUCAAUCGCAUGGUAUCAUCCGAUUUCCAGAGCCUCAUGAUGCGGGAUCUCAACAGCUCAAUAGACAUCUCCCGUCUCCCCUCCCCAACCUCGGCAUUAUCUGGGGGUGGGGUCCUCUCGUCUCAUGUCAGCAUGGGAAGCUUUGCGGAACGAGACCCCCGCGGUUCAAAGGACGUUUUCUACGUGACCCGUCCCCCGUUGGCUCGGUCCAGCCCUGCGUACUGCACCAGCAGUUCUGACAUCACUGAGCCAGACCCAAAGGUCCUCAGUGUGAACAAAAGCGUGUCCAUGAUGGACCUGCAGGACUCACGCAUGAACAGCAUCUCUAACCUCCAUUCGGUGGGUGAUAUGCUCAACUCCUCCCAGGCCUCCAUAGCAGGCCUGGGUCACAGUUUCGGGAACCUGGGAGGCCCGCUUCGCAUGGGAGGCCACAUGUCCUCCGGUGGCUCGGGGGGCUCUGGUUUGAGGCUGAGCCAGAUGGGGGGACCCCUCCACCAAAUGGGGGGUCCCACCGACUCUCUCUCCCAGCAGCAGCAGCAUGCAGCGGCCGCCAUGCACUUUCCCCUCUCCUUCCAGAACCCCCUCUUCCAUCUGGCUGCCGACGGCCCUCGGGGUCAGCCUCACAGUCGUCCUCAAGCCCAGCCGCCUCCCCCUCCGCUCUUGCUGGCCCCAGAGCUUGACAAUUCCCACCACCAACAGGGAUACGUGCGGGCGUUCGGCCACAGCGGCUUCUCGCGCAGCGAGGAUCUGUCGGCCCUGCGGCCACAGAGCAGUCUGGUGCAGCCCAGUAUUGUCCACUCGCACAGCUACAGUGACGACUACACGCGGCAGAACCAGAACGCUGAAUACGCCCGGCGCCAGCUUUCACUGCAAGUGCAGGAGAAUCUCCAGCAGCAAAUUCUUAUGGGCAUGACCCCUCAGACGGCAACAGGCAUGGGCACCCCCACCUCCUUGGCCACUCCCCCUUCCACCGUGCACCCUGUCCGUCAUGGCUCCGUAGCACCGCCUCCCCCGCAGCGCCUCAAAUCCCAGCUGUCCAUCAGCCCCGGGGCCACGUCCACCCCUCCCAAAGCCCGCCCCCAGAGCAGGAACCUCCUACUCCAGUCGCCCGAGUCCAGCUUUGGUGGCAGGCAGCCCUCGACACAGCAACAACAGCAGCAGCAGUUGUCCGUCAAACAGUCUGACAGCCCAGCCCCUGGUCUCCCGCGCCAGUCGAGCUCUGCCAGGGACGGCCAGGGGGCGCCACAAGGGGGCAACGGAGAGACCACAGACACCCCGACUAAGAGCUCCAAGCAGCCUCAGACCACAGACACCCCGACUAAGAGCACUAAGCAACCUCAGCAGCAGUCCCAGCAGCAGCAACAGCAGCCUCCACAGCAGCACCUGCUCAAGCCCACAGUCAAUAAACAGGUUUCUCAGUCCCCCUCCACCCUGACACCCAACGAGCGCACUGUGGCCUGGGUGUCCAACAUGCCACACCUCUCUGCCGACAUCGAAAUAUUGCGUAGCUCAUCAAACCUUGAGGACCUCAAGCUGAAGGAGUACUCCAAGAGCAUGGACGAGUCUCGCAUGGAUAGGGUAAAGGAAUACGAGGAGGAGAUCCAUUCUCUGAAGGAGCGCCUGAUAAUGUCCCAUCGGAAGCUGGAGGAGUAUGAGCGCAGGAUGCUUUCACAGGAGCAGCAGACCAGCAAGAUCCUAUCUCAGUACCAGAACCGGCUGGACGACAGUGAGCGCAUGCUGAGGCAGCAGCAGCUGGAGAAGGACAGCCAAAUCAAAGGCAUUAUCAACAGGCUGAUGGCUGUGGAGGAUGAGUUGAGAGAAGAGGACUCUUCCUCUCUGGGUUCAGCAGACCCCCAUGGUCUCCCCGGAGGGGGGGGAGGGACGGCCACCGCCACUGCCAGGCCCGGGGUCUCCUUUUCGGGUGUCUCCUGUGCCAGCACCCCUUGGAACGGAGCCCUCCCUCCCGUCCCACCUCCCCGCCUACACGUCAGCCACAACGGGGAGCUCCGUGGCAACCGAGCCUACCCCUCGACUACUACCAUGGCUACGCCAGCCAGGAGCACGGCAUCUUGGACCUCGGCAACAGCAACAUCAGAUCCAAGCUUAACCGGGAGGAGAGCAGUCUAAUAACGAAAUCCAAUCCAACCGUUUUACGGAGGACACCCUGGAACCUGACUGGCAGAUCAAAUGCGGGCGGAGCUGAUAUGGGUCCAGGCUUAAUCCUAUUGGCUGAAACAUAGAAGAGGUCUGCAGUACACACCUACUCCAGAUCUUGAUUCCCCCACAACAAGCUGAGCUUUAGGAAAAUUCAAAGGGGGAGGGUUCUUUACAUGCUAACACACCUUCUCCAGUCCCUCAUGCAUUUGCUCUUUCUCUUUCUCUCUGCAAUACCACUCUAAGUCUUGACCCUGGUGACAAUCAGUCCAGUAUUAGCGGUGCUGUUUACAGUAUCUACAUGUUGCAGUGACCCAUUCACGAGUGAUGAAACAUUGCAAUAUCGAACCUGUUGUUUCAAUUUUAAUAGGUAUGACAAAGCACAAUACUGAGAAAGAGAAAUAGAGACUUUGGGGGAUCCAAAGACCC